This is a messenger RNA of Spodoptera exigua (beet armyworm), 600 nucleotides long. NCBI's taxonomy places the organism in Eukaryota, Metazoa, Arthropoda, Insecta, Lepidoptera, Noctuidae. The record is from the annotation of a GenBank genome assembly.
AUGCGAAGUAAGAAUAAAUACCCGAGGCGUCUUGGCGAGGCUGUAAAUUCCAUGCAAGUGGAAGUGAUUGGAAUGAAGAAGAGACCACUGGCUAAGUCGAAAAAACGGAAGGGCAAGAAGAGGGCAAAGCGGAGCUCGCUCAAGUCGUCGGCAAACGAGCUUACGGAUUAUCUGAUGACUCUCACACGGAGAAGGGCCGCUAAGAAAAAGGCUUCACUGCUUUCACAAGUUCGUAUAAGCAAGCCGCCGCCAUCGCCCGGUUCUCCAAAGAGGUUGAGAAGUGGGCUAGUCGGUACUCAAAGUGCUAAUGAGCGUCCAGACACUCCAUUUCCGCCCUCGAGCUACCCAGCCUCACCACUGGAUCUGCGACAGGAGCCAGUUUGGGAACCUUCGCACCAUAUGCCGACUACCACGUAUAGAGCGGACCCAUCACCAUUCCUCAAGCCGCAGGAUGUCCCGCCGAUGCGACGGUCGGGCGUCCGGAUGCGUAUCGAUGGAGUAGUGGUGGUCAACCCACCGUCUUCGAACACACAUCAUCAAUACCAUCCUAGGAGCCCGUACAGGGAGGCACCAAGCGUAUCCCGGGCCAUGGACGGGUAA